UAGACGCAUCCAAUAUUUCGUCAUAUCCUACCUUCAUUCAUUCUCUCUGAACAAAAGCACUAGCUUUAGUAUUGAAGUGCUAACUCCGACGCCCCCACAGCUCAUCCAUUUUUCCUUUUUGCAGGCUCUCUCAAUUUCAUGGCUCAACUACUGGCCUAAAUCCUGCCCGACCCAAGUUGACAUUAAGACAAGUACGUACAUACUUACAUAUAUAAAGGAAGAGAGGAAGAAAAUAGGAGAAAUUUCUUAUCAACAAAAUCCAAACAUUUUCACAGCUAAUUCUUUUAAUUCACUGUCUAAUGAUUGUACGUUUGUUUUGUCUUCAUUCUUUUUUGGCCAAUGAAGAUUUAAUACAAAUACAUUUUUUUCUUCACCACUACAUAACAACCACGGCUUUUAGAUUAACUACCAAUUAUAUAUUCUUUUUUAUUAUACACAAUUUGCCCAUUUGCGCUUCUCUCUCUCUUAUAAACUUCAUUGCUUGUGUAAAAAUCCUUACUCAUCUGUAAAACCCCUUUUUUCAAUAUGGGAGACUUAAACACUGAAGGCCCUUCUUCUUCUUCUCUUCCUCUUUCUUCAAAGUCUAAUUUACCUAUGCUUUACUAUGGUCUCGUUGUAGUCGGAACAGCUGCCGUUGUAUUGGCUGUAUACAACCUUAUCGUCAUCCGGUGGUGUACACAGCGCCCUGAUUAUUCUAGGCAAAGACAAACCCGACUUGCCGAAAUGGCCGCCGGGCAGACUUACGAGAGCCAGAGUAGGAUCAUAUUGUCGUCGAGCUUCAAGUACAAGAAGGGAAGCAUCGACAUGGGGUCUGAAGAAGCCGGCGGAGAACAUGAAUGCGCAGUUUGUUUAUCGGUUUUUGAAGAUGGAGAUGAAGUGAGGCAACUACCAAGGUGCAAGCAUUCUUUCCAUGCUCCUUGUAUAGAUAUGUGGCUCUAUUCUCAUUUCGACUGUCCACUGUGCCGUACCUUAGUGGAUCCUGAGCCUUCUCCAAUUCGUCGAAGACAAACAGAGGAAGUUUCACCACAGAAUCCCGGAGAAGAUGUUCUAGGCGUCCCAGUUUUAGUUUGAUUUUUUUGGGGGGAGGGGGUCUCUCUGUUGAUUGACUAGAGGUAAGGUAGGGAUAGUCUGAAAAAAUAUAUAUGUGGUGGGCCUCAUAUGAGAUGCGUGACCAUGUUAACAAAUGACUAAAAAUUGACAAAGCCAGCUGCCCAUGUGGAUACAGUGCAGCUCAUUUUUGAGCGUUCAAAUGGGGCCAGGGUAUUUUGUUAUUUAGCAGAUACCUUACUCGGGUUCAGAUGUGAGUGUGAUCUAUGUAGUUAUUUUUUUCUUCAUUUUUUCACAUAUGUGAAGAUCCUUGACGUUCAUAUCCCGAUAUCCAAGUUUGAAAUAUAAAGUAGUCCAAGAAAAAUAAAGAGUCUAGUAACCACCACCAAACCAGCUAUCUCCGGUUUUGCGCCUGCUAUGGUGGGUGCUAUAAUGUGACUACAAACACUGCAAUGCAUAUUAGGCAUGAGCAAAGCUCGGAGUGCAGUUUAAGUCAAAAACCGAACCAAAACGAGGUAAAUAGUGCAAGACAAGCUGACAAGCACAAGAAUCCAGCAAAACAGAUUCAUCGAUGAUGUUCCAAACACAAAACACAUAAACUCGACGAAAUAUGCAGCAAAGUAUCAAACAGAAAUGAGGCAAUGGUAUGUGUCCAAAUAGAAUGAAUUCACAACCUAUUUACCGCCAAAGCAUGUAGAAAUUUACAAAAUAUGUAAAUUUAUUAUAGUUACUGUGUAUUUCCAUACCCUGACACUCGAUAAACUCUGGCACAAGUUUUCCCAAAUGUUACAAUCCAAAUGUAUUUUUGCCUUCCACAACGGAGGGAAUUUUUAUAUUGUAUACAAGAGUAAUUAAGCAUACUUACUACAUCCUUCUCAAAUUGUCUAGCCUUGCUUGUAAGUCACUAUCUAUCCCACCGUCGUCAUUCCCGGUUGCUUCUGCCUGCGCAACCUUACCCUUUGCAGCUGGUGCAGAAACAGCAGCUGA
This is a messenger RNA of Gossypium arboreum, 2034 nucleotides long. RefSeq names its product RING-H2 finger protein ATL52-like. Lineage: Eukaryota; Viridiplantae; Streptophyta; Magnoliopsida; Malvales; Malvaceae. Bases 526 to 1071 code for a protein of 181 amino acids. Gene Ontology annotation, biological process: protein ubiquitination. The transcript has a single exon. The record is from RefSeq and is a predicted model, not a curated record.